Messenger RNA from Cladocopium goreaui, 2924 nucleotides. The record is from the annotation of a GenBank genome assembly. Lineage: Eukaryota; Dinophyceae; Suessiales; Symbiodiniaceae.
CUUAGGGAUACGCGGGCAGCGCGCGACCAUGCCGAGCGCUGUGAACCAAAGCUUGUCCUUGCACAAUGACCUGGGAGAUCUCACGCGAGCAGAAGCCAAUGCCAUUAUUGACCGAAAUGGCAUGUUUCUGGGAGCCUCACGUGACUUUUGGAUCCUACUUGUCACAUGCGUUUCAGCCAUGGCGGUGUGCUUUCUGAUGACCUUCGGCACGGUGGAACUCAACACGCGCCGCCGGCGCAAAGCGGAUCCGGAGAGCGACGAGGAGAUGGUGGAACCCCUGACGAAGCCCUCGCCGGAUGUGGGCUUCGCGCAGAAGACUCUCUUCAAGGGGUCACGCUAUGGGACCAGCUUCGCGUUUCACGCUGACUUGGCGUUGAGAGGAUCCUUAGUAGCGCUAUUUUGCGCUGCAACGUAUUGCUUCGAAUUUCUGGCUUGGUGGCGCCAUCAAGGGUGGUCAAUGGGCUACGUGGUGGUGAUUUUGGCCUUCACCUUGUACCUGGACCUGGGCAGCACCGUGAACUCAGCCUGGACGGGUUUCUAUGGCACGCUGCUGCCAGUGCUGAACUGCUGGCUGAUGUUUUUCCUCUAUCCCAAUGGCGUGAAGCGUGGCGACAUGUCCAGCAUGGUCUUUGGAUGGGUCGAUUUCUUCGUCUUUGUCCUGCUGACCUUCGCCUUGGGAUUCGCCACCAAUGCCAAGAUGUAUGCCUUGUCGUGGCAGGCCUAUUUCUCCAUGUGCUUUCUGAACCCCUUCGAUACCACGGUCUUCAGCCGCGGCGCCGCCGAUGUUCAGCUCCAGGCGGCGGAGACGGGUGCGCUGAUGGGCACCAUCAUAGGAUGUGUCUUCGCCAUCUUUGUCGCCAUUCUGCCUAGGAAUAUCUCUGCUUUGAACAAGGCCCAGGACCUGAUGAUUGACCUGGCCUGGUCACAUGGCAGACUCCUGGAACAGCUCAUGGAGCUGGGCUGUUUCCGCAUGCAGCCGCAAGCCGCAAGCGUCUUCGCGGUGGAGGUGCAGAACCUGCAACAGCAGCUGGAGGAGAUUCGAAAUCUACUAAGCAUCAGCUGGUGGGAAUGCUUCGACUUGGGCGCUGCAGGGCAGAGUCGCUUGAUGCUGCUGGAGAUGUGCCGCAGCGUAGAUUUCUUGAACGACUGGGUGGAAGCUAUGGUCAUGGCUGUGCAGCAUGCGAAAGGCAGCAAGGACCCAGAGCUGGCACACAUCAUGGAUGGCGCACAAAAGGAACUCUUGCAGCUGAUCUACAGCACCAAAGGGUCGCUGCAGCGAAGUGCCUCCGCGGCCGCGCAAGGGGACCUGAACUCAGAGACCGAAGAGCGCUUGGAGUUUUGCCUCAGUGAAUUGGAGGAUGGACAAGUGAAACUACACGAGGUUUUCAAGACCCGGCUGAAGCAAGAUGGCUCCUGGCAGCGCUUCUUCACUUCAUCUCACCUCCCACAGUUCGCCUUGGCGUCCAGUGCCAGUGGCUACACCCAAAAGGUGGCCGACCUCCUGGAGUCCAUGGCAGAGUUUGACCCUUCAGACCGUGCAGUGGGACCCUGCAGGGGCUUUCUGCAGGGUGUGAUCGCAUUGCCAGGGAAAGACCUCGUUAGUUGGGAUGCCAAUCUGAACAUUUUAAAACUCAUGGCGACCUUCACCCUGUGCUUCAUCCUCGGCAGGCUGGGAAUCGGAUCACAGACGAAGUUUGUGCCCGCCUUCAACGCCACUCCUGCAGGGACUGUGGCAUAUUUGAUCUUUCAGGGUGGAGACCAAGCCGCCGCCCUCAAGAAGAAUAUGGAUCGUUUCAUGGGCGUGGCUUUUGGCUCCAUGCUUGGCACCAUGACGAUUGGCACCUGUGGCUCCCUGGUGGGGUACUUUGGCUGGUAUGGCUCCUCCGUUCUCUUCUUGGUGAUUUACUUCGCCCUCGAAUUUCUGGCUUUGUAUGUCUACUUUGGGUCUCCAUCCUUUUUUUACGUUGGCCUCAUGUUCUCAUGUUUCUUCGCAACUUCGGCCCUGAGACCCAUCGACGAUAUCAUGGCUUUAGGAAAAUCCAAUUACCAAAACAUUCUGAGUCAGUUGAUGGCGAUCCUAAUCGCAACGCUGAUGGACAUCCUUGCCGACAAGUCCCUCAGCAUCCGUGCAACGGCCAACUUGGAGAAGUUCAUUGUCGUCACUGAUGAGGCUUUUGACAGCUAUCCUUUGAGCACCAGAAGCGAAACGCGGGAAAUGCGCAAGGAAGGCCUGGCCCACCUGUGCGCUGCAAGCGCCGAUGGCGCCGAGGCGGCACGGGAGCCGCGCUGCCUGGGCGUGCCGUGGCGUGAGGACUUGUGGAACCGCAUGCUGAAGGUUUGCACCGAGACGUGGCAAUGCCUGACCCUUGUGAGCACCACCUUGAACCCUACCACGGAUCAAGAGAAGUCUUUACGGGCCUCGGUGGAGGUCUUGUUCAGGUCUCCCACCUUCAAGCAGGAGAUGCGACACAUGAGACAUCGCCAGGCGAAAACCUUUCAGCUGGCAAUGCAUUUCAUGAAGCAGAACUAUUAUGAUGAGAGGAGUGUAGAGAUGAUGGAACUACAAGAGGCUUUAGUGUCCAGCAAACCGCUCUUGGCAGAGGCAUCGGUGCCUCAGAUCAUGAAAGAGCUCCAAGCUGGGCUGAACAUCGAGGAAAAAGCACAUCGAUUGCUGGACAACCAGAUCUGUGCAGUGGCUAUGUUCCUGAUGAUGUUUGAGGCGCUAGUGGAGCGCGAAGCACAGCUGGAGGCGGCAAUUUUGCAGCAACCUGAAGUUUGGCAGCUACUUGCACAGGAGGACGUGGAGGAUCAAGACAGCACUUUCAGUGCUGACUAGCAGGGCCAUGACCUGCGUGCGAAUCAAUGGCUGCAGCCGCCAAUUUGUGUGCUUUUGACUUGGUUUUCUCAUCUUUUCUCCAUUCAAA